This is a messenger RNA of Heterocephalus glaber (naked mole-rat), 2892 nucleotides long. The record is from RefSeq and is a predicted model, not a curated record. Lineage: Eukaryota; Metazoa; Chordata; Mammalia; Rodentia; Bathyergidae.
GGGACCCAGCAGCCGCGGGCGGGUAGGGUGCGGGCGGUGGCAGCAGGUGGGCGGGUGCGGGAUCCGGAGUGGGUGCGACGGGCCCGGGGUUGCGGGCUGCGCUCGGGCCGCGGCGGCGGUGCGUGCGUGUCUGCGGCGGGCGGGCCAUGGACUUCAACAUGAAGAAGCUGGCGUCCGACGCGGGCAUCUUCUUCACUCGCGCCGUGCAGGUUCUGUGCCGCGCGGGAGGAGAGGUGCGGCGCCCGCAUCGGGCAGCCCGGGGACCCGAGGGCUCGGCAUCCGCCUCCCUGCCCUUGCCCAGCAGCGAUCCCAGCAGCGAUCCCAGCAGCGAUCCCAGCCCCGCCGGACGUUUGGAAGCCUGGGUCCCAGGCCCAGAGCCCGCACAUCUGGCACAGCCCCUUCCCGGACCCUCAGUCUCCCCGCCCGUACAAUGGGCAGGGGUCCAGGGCUGCCAAGGCCCCUUUUGCACGCUUGGGUGGUUGGACCGGAAGCCAGGAGUUAUUUCCUUUCUGCUCCAGGCAGGCCUGUUUCCUCUCCUUCCCUAGGAGUGGGGGGAGAGGGCGCCCUCCGCGGGCAGCUGCCCAGACCCUAAUCUGAGAUGGGAACGAGUCCAUCCAUUUGGGGUCACAGGGAAGAAACUGAAGGGGCUUAAUGGCACCGCAAAGACCUGAGUCAGAUACGGAGUGCUGCGCCUCCACCGCAGUGACCUUGGGGGAGGGAAGGCUCCGUGCUGGGUCUCAGUUUUCCCAUCUGAGAAGUGGGGCGAACGUACCCCCCUGGGGUGGACGUGAGGAUCUUCGGGACUUGGCACACAGUGCUCAGCACAAGCAGGCUCCUGGUGGGUGUCGCUGUGGGUGACACGGCUCCUGUGCCACAUGUGACCUUGGCCUCAGUCUGCCCUUCUGGGAAGGAGGUGUGAGGCCGCGCCGGCUCUGCCUACCGACCGACCGGUGCUGUUGUUGCUGACUCCGGAGGAGCCCAGCCCCAGCUCCUCAGAAGCCCAGGUGGCCGUGUUUACUAGAAAGCACAGUGGCCCCUGGAGGUUCACCGAAGAGAAGUUUGGCCAGGCUGAGAAGACUGAGCUCGAUGCCCACUUUGAAAACCUCCUGGUGCGGGCGGACAGCACCAAGAACUGGACAGAGCGGAUCCUUCGGCAGACGGAGGUGCUGCUGCAGCCCAACCCCAGUGCCCGUGUGGAGGAGUUCCUCUAUGAGAAGCUGGACAGGAAGGUGCCCUCGAGGGUCACCAAUGGGGAGCUGCUGGCCCAGUACAUGGCCGAGGCAGCCGGCGAGCUGGGGCCCACCACGCCCUAUGGGAAGACACUCCUCAAGGUGUCGGAAGCUGAGAAGCGCCUGGGAGCUGCAGAGAGGGACUUCAUCCACACAGCUUCCGUCAGCUUCCUCACGCCCCUACGCAACUUCCUGGAAGGGGACUGGAAGACAAUUUCGAAGGAGAGGCGGCUGCUGCAGAACCGGCGUCUGGACCUGGACGCCUGCAAAGCGAGGCUGAAGAAGGCCAAGGCCGCAGAAGCCAAAGCCACAUGUGAGGGAGAUACGGUGCCUGACUUUCAGGAGACUAGACCGCGUAAUUACAUUCUCUCGGCCAGCGCCUCCGCGACUCUGGAUGACACUUCCCGCCCCCCGCCCCCCCGGGCCGAGUGGAAGGAGAAACAUCCUGGAGGGUGGAGCCCGCCCUGUUUUUUUCUUUUGCCACUGACCCCCAGUGUGACUCAGGCCCGAGGCUGCCUUUCUCUGCCGGAGGACGGAAAGCUCUGGAAUGACGAGGUGGACAAGGCCGAGCAGGAGCUCCGUGUGGCCCAGACGGAGUUUGACCGGCAAGCCGAAGUGACCCGUCUCCUGCUAGAGGGCAUCAGCAGCACGCACGUGAACCACCUUCGCUGCCUCCAUGAGUUCGUCAAGUCACAGAUGACCUACUAUGCACAGUGCUACCGCCACAUGCUGGACCUGCAGAAGCAGCUGGGCAGCUCCCAGGCCGCCAUAUUCCCCGGCACGUUUGUGGGCACCACAGAGCCUGCUUCCCCACCCCUGAGCACCACCUCACCCACCACCGCUGCGGCCACCAUGCCCGUGGUGCCAACAGUGGCCAGCCUGGCCACUCCGGGAGAGGCCGCGCUCUGCCUAGAGGAGGUCUCACCCCCAGCCAGUGGGACCCGCAAGGCCCGGGUGCUCUACGACUACGAGGCAGCUGACAGCAGCGAGCUGGCCCUGCUGGCUGAUGAGCUUAUCACUGUCUACAGCCUGCCUGGCAUGGACCCUGACUGGCUCAUUGGCGAGAGAGGCAACAAGAAAGGGAAGGUGCCCGUCACCUACUUGGAACUGCUCAGCUAAGCAGGCCCUGGCACUCAUCUGUUGGUGACAGAUGCCCACAGCGGGGAGGCUAGCCCCAUUCCGCCCAUGCCCCCAUCCUCCAGUGGUGAGGGAGCCUGAGAGGCCACAGGCCCCAGCCCCUCCGCCAGCCCUGCUUGACCUGUGGUUUGGAGCCCGGCCUCCUGCACCCCCACACACCCCAGCUCUCCUGGCCUCCUGGGAAGGGAGGGAUGCAGUGCUGGUACCCAGAUGGGCCCCAAGACCCAUGGGGCACCCUUGGCAAGAAGAGAGCACCUGUCUUUUAGCUGCCAAAGGGUAAGGACCAGUGGCAAAGCAGGCGGGCUGUGGCAGCUUGGGCCUGGUGCUGCCCUGGGAGAGGACAGCCCAGCAAGAGACAGGUUGGCCCUGGAGCAGCGCCUGCCUGGUGCUACCCUUCCCCCUCCUCAGCUCAAGCCUUGCGUGGCCGCAGCCUUCACCUCUACACUCACUUUUUAACUGGUCUUUUUACUUCUGCCUGUCUGCUUGCUCUGGCCAACAGUGAAUAAUAAACCCUCCUUUGUGUGUG